UCCAUUCUCUCCACCACACCGCGCGAGCGCGCUCUCUACUCUGCUUGCAUUGCAGUCCACAGCGAUCGUCGUGCAAGUACGGCAGACUUUACUCCGAGGACCGAAAGUUGUUCGCCCACAUCAUCACCACUCGACACUCGGUCCACGCCUGUGCUUUAAGAAGCUGCGGACAUGUCUGACGAAGGAAUAGAAUACGAUCUCAUCAUUCAGGAUGGCCCGAAGAAGGUUGACCUAUCAACACACAUUGACACAGAGGCAAUAAGAGAGGCUUAUAAUGAAGUGAGACAGGAUACAGUAGACAUAGAAUGGCUGGUCUUGAAGUACGAUGGCACCAGGAUAGUCUGUUCAGCCAAAGGAACAACUUUUGAUAAAUUUAAAGAAGAAUUCGGUGAAGAUGAAAGAGCAUAUGGCUACAUAAGAGUACAGAUGGGAGACGAGAUGAGUAAACGGCAAAAGUUCCUCCUGGUGACUUGGGUCGGCCAAGGAGUGGGAGUCAUCAAGAGGGCGAAGAUGAGUACAGACAAGGCACUUGUUAAAAAUAUCUUAUCUAAUUUUGCAGUAGAGCUUCAGAUAGAAAACAAGUCCGAUUUUGAUCUAAACUUUUUUAAGGAACAACUCAACCGGGCGGGAGGAGCAAACUACGGAACUGGAGUCCGGGACCUCUGAUGUAUAUUCACAUUAACUACAGUAAAUAUGUGUGCAAUAUAGGUUAAGUGAUGCAUGAUCCUAAUAUCUCAUCGACUGCACAAGAGUCCUUAAAUUAAUUUAUAUUUGAGUGAAAACUUAUACAAAAACAAAGUUUUUAUAAACAAAAUCAAUCAAAACAUAUUUCUUUUGCUUGAAUUAUGCAUUUAUUUAUUUCUGUAUUGAAGUUUUAACUAAUACUUUAAGUAGUAAAAUUUUGCAUUAUUGUAAAUAAAAAAUGUAUGCACCAA
Messenger RNA from Homalodisca vitripennis (glassy-winged sharpshooter), 935 nucleotides. RefSeq names its product coactosin-like protein. Gene Ontology annotation, molecular function: actin filament binding. Gene Ontology annotation, cellular component: cortical actin cytoskeleton; actin filament; plasma membrane. Gene Ontology annotation, biological process: regulation of actin filament polymerization. The transcript has 5 exons. The record is from RefSeq and is a predicted model, not a curated record. Lineage: Eukaryota; Metazoa; Arthropoda; Insecta; Hemiptera; Cicadellidae. The coding region runs from base 172 to 666 and encodes 164 amino acids.